AUGUCUUUCAACUUUGGAGGCGCGAGCUCUUCGGGCGCCGCAUCGAACAAUACGACGUCGACUGCACCUGCUACGGGAGGACUGUUCGGGGGGGCUUCAGGAGGUAACUCGUUUUCGUUUGGUACCAACAACAAACCCUCAACGCCAGCCGCUGGAGGAGGACUCUUCGGACAACAAAGCAGCGCCACCGCCCCGAAGCCUGCAGGUAGCCUUUUUGGCGGAGGAUCCAGCGCAACGCCGGCCUCUUCUGGCGGCUCUUUGUUUGGCAAUACGGCUACGGCAACUCCAGCAUCAACAACGCCAGCCACUGGUGGCUUGUUCGGAGCCACCACAUCUGCACCGAAACCUGCGGGAGGGCUUUUUGGAGCCGGUAGCACAACAACUCCAUCAACAGGAGGGUUUUCCCUUGGGCAAACGACCACGAGCCAGGCUCAGUCAUCGGCACCGACUACUACAGCCGCCCCUUCACUGUUUGGCGCGGCCACUGGGGCUCAAAGCUUGGCUCCUGCGACUACAGCUGCUGCCGCGGCCACUCCGGCAAAGCCUUUGUUCUCUCUGCCCUCUACCACACCCGCCGGUGCACCUCCAGCUGGCAGCUCAAAAACGACUGGACCCAGCCUAUUUGGAAACCCAUCCGCCCAGCCCGCAACUACGGGGUCAUCGCUAUUCGGUGGCAUGAACAAGCCUGCCGCGCCAACUACAGCCGCAGCCCCUGGUGGCUUAUUCGGUGCCAAUAAGCCAACAGCUCCUGCUGCUACUUCAGGUGGCCUCUUCCCGACCACUUCCACAACUACAGCGAGUGCUACUGAUACUAAGCCAGCCGCCCCAGCCGCCGGUGGUUUAUUUGGGACCAAACCUGCCACAGCUGCUACGUCUACCCCAGCUGCCGCACCCUCUGGUGGUUUGUUUGGAGGUGCAAGCGCACAAGCGCCCUCUGCUACUCCUGCUGCACCUGCCUCGACGAAUCUCUUCGCAGCCAAGCCUCCUGCUGCUUCGACAGCAGCCCCAGCGGCUCCAGCGGCUACCUCAACGUCCUUGUUCGGCACGAAACCAGCUGGCGAGGCCUCGAGCUCGAAGCCUACCGCAUCUCUCUUCGGGACCCCGGCAGCGUCCUCCCAGCCUGCCGCAACAACCGCUACCACAACAGCCGCCCCAGCAACACUUGGGGCUGCAAGUAUGGCACCUGCUGGAUCUGCAGCGCCUGCCGCCGCUACCUCAAGCUUGUUUGGCGCCAAGCCUGCUUCUACUCCCGCCGCUGCUGCUGCCGCCGGGAAGGAUAAACCUGCAGACGCGGCCAAGCCAAGCACUCCAGCCCCAGGUUCCAGCGCACUGGGUGCAUCUACCACUGGACCUACAUCUCAAAUUGCAAGGCUCAAGAACAAGACAAUGGAGGAUAUUGUCACCCGCUGGGCCUCAGACUUGUCGAAAUACCAAAAGGAGUUCAAAGACCAAGCAACCGUCGUCUCUAACUGGGACCGACAGCUUGUGGAUAAUGGCGAGAAGAUACAGAAGCUGUAUCUGGACACAUUCGAGGCAGAGCGAGCCAGCCAUGAGAUUGAGCGUCAGCUCUCCUCCGUUGAAGGUCAGCAGGACGAGCUAGAGGCCUGGCUUGACCGUUACGAGUCCGAGUUGCAGGACAUGUUUGCUAAGCAGAUCGGCACUGGUGAACAGCUCGCUGGCCCUGACCAGGAGCGCGAGCGAAUCUACAAGCUGGCUGAGAAGCUGACCCAGCAACUCGAUGAAAAGUCUCGAGAUCUAUCUAAAAUGGUCAAGGAGAUCAACGAUAUUUCAGGCACACUUAGCAAAGGUGCUAAGCCAGAGGAUCCUCUGAGCCAGAUUGUGCGCGUUCUCAACGGGCACCUCACGCAGCUGCAAUGGAUCGAUGCCAACGCCUCGCAAUUGCAAACUAAGGUUGCUGCGGCGCAAAAGGCUAGUCACAACCUAGGCAGUCAUUAUGGCGUGGCCGACAACGACGCGGCUGAGAGCUUUUACCGUUCAUACAUGGGACGAUGA
Molecule: messenger RNA, 2013 nt
Organism: Clonostachys rhizophaga
Lineage: Eukaryota; Fungi; Ascomycota; Sordariomycetes; Hypocreales; Bionectriaceae
Source: the annotation of a GenBank genome assembly